UGUGAAGGUUCCUAUUAUGAUAGUCGUGGAGUGUGGGAUUCGUUUCCCAUUGGAUCCUUUUCUUCUGGACUUCUUUUCCAUAACUCAACUUCACCCAUCCCACUUGGUUUAAAUUCAUACCAAAUUUUGGGGGCUGUUUAGUCCAUCUGUGCUACCAGCGGUAGCAACAAAUAUUUCUUGAGUGGCAAAAACAAUAACACCUUAAUCCAUUGUAUCCUUGGUGGCUAUAAAGAUGUCGAGUACAUGCUUGUUUCUGGAGACUGGGGGUUUCUCUCCUUUGGAUCAAGGGCUGGUCAUGCGUGAAAGCGUCCAAAUAAGAUUUGCUUUCUCGACGGGCAAAUGAGUGAGGCCGUCAAGUUCGUUCUUGGUAAUUCUCUUGCUAAGACUUCUCUUGGUGGAGUGUUUUGGAGGUCCGCUUGAAUGUUACUUGGACGUACUCCUUCUUAUCGUAAUUUCAAGGUGCUUCCUCUUGGCACGAAUCUUAUAGAGGCGAGGAGGUUCUUUGAAGAUUUUUACUAUUCAUUACUAGGGAAAACUAUCGUGGCUUUCCCCGUGUCUCAUACCUCCGGAGAACUUUUUAAUGAAUCUUUUGGCUCUGAAGAAGUGGAAAACUCCGAUGGAGAGGAAGCUUCUUAUUCUUCAUCUCGUGAGGAUCUGCCUUUUGAUAGAGCAACCGUGGUGCAUCCCCUCGAGGGAGUGACUUUAGUUGGAGAUUCCAUAUGUGAACCUAAUAGGGGUGGUUUACUCCAUACUCCUACUGGUGUAGCACCCAUAUGCAAGAAUUCAGUACUUGAGCUACGAAGUGGACGCGACCCCAAUCCAAGGCGUGCUAUCUUUGGUUCAUUUCUACGCUUGGAUAAAUCAUUGGUAUUAGCGUCUAGUCAUGCACCUGGUGUUUUCCAAGCUCCGAGCAGCUCAUUCAUUCAUCCCACCAUAUUGUCUUCGUUCACCAACAGGUUUUCGCCGCAUCCUUUUGCUUUCACUUCCAGUAAUGAUUUUGCUGUUAAAAAUACUUUAUGCUCAGGGACUUCACCUUCCUCAAGUGUGACAUCUAUCAUUCCUUUCAUCCCGAAGGAUUCAAGGCUAACUGCUUCUCAACUACACUCAUCUCUUACCACUAACAAGCUAAGGAAGCUCCAAGAAACUCCCAUUGAAGAUGGACUUGGAUCCUCGCUUGAUAUGAUUUAUGGGAUACGUCUUCUUCUUCUGCUUCUUCAUUCUUUAUCACUUUUUUCUUGCUUAUCUUGAUCUUUUUUUUUGUUUUGCAGGGUGCUAAGAGGUGUGCCUACUACUUGGAACUUCUUCAAGAUUAGAAUAAGUCCCUGAAGCGUAAACUUUAUGAAUCAGAUUCUCUCAUUGCUUUUUUGAGGAAGAACAAGGAUGAUCUGGCUAAAAACGAUAAGGAGUUAUCCAAGGCUCAGAGUGAGCCUUCUAAGGCUCAGGAAGAACUUUACCAAGCUGAAGAAGCAAAGAUCCGAGUAGUCAAGGCACGUGAAGAAGAGUGUCGUGAUUUCUAUUCCGAGAUGCUUGACAUAGAGUCUAAUUAUUCUUUUAGACUUGGUUGAGGCAAUGCCUUAUUGGCUUUUGGUGUUGAUAAGUCUUCCGAGGCUAGGUCAAUAGCGCUAUCCCUUGGCCUUUGCUUAACCUUACCCGUCCAAAUUUGCGGGAGCAUUUCGGAGGUAGUCAUGUUGAGAAUGUUCCUCAUCCUUCAAUUAGAGAUGAAGGCAACCGACACUAUGUCGGUUCAGGUCCAUCAUAUCAAUCUAUUCCUUAGGAUCAUGCUGAAGAUAUCAGUAGUAGUUUAUUUCUUUUGAAGUGUCAUAAUUUCUUUAGUUAUUCUUUUGAGAUUUCCCAUGGAAUAAUGUUUUGCC
Molecule: messenger RNA, 1871 nt
Organism: Tripterygium wilfordii
Lineage: Eukaryota; Viridiplantae; Streptophyta; Magnoliopsida; Celastrales; Celastraceae
Exons: 3
Coding region: 421-1248 (275 amino acids)
Source: RefSeq, a predicted model, not a curated record